Raphanus sativus (radish) is the source of this 1567-nucleotide messenger RNA. Its product is annotated as putative F-box protein At3g23260. The record is from RefSeq and is a predicted model, not a curated record. Gene Ontology annotation, molecular function: protein binding. Bases 193 to 1344 code for a protein of 383 amino acids. Lineage: Eukaryota; Viridiplantae; Streptophyta; Magnoliopsida; Brassicales; Brassicaceae. The transcript has a single exon.
AAUUUUCAGAAUAGGAAACCGGUAUGUAUAUAUACAGCAUAUUGGAAAAUUAGGUCUUUCUGAAGUUUAAGAAAAAAAAAACUCUUCCUUGCGUCUCUCUCUGUCUGCUCCCAUCAUUCUUCAGCUCUCGAUCUCAUAUUCCUAUAUUAGUUUUUUUUGUUUAUCCGCACAGUUACUUAAUCACAAGUCUCUAUGCAGUUGACAAACCUUCCGAGUGAUUUGAUAGAGAACAUACUCUCCAAGGUUCCGGAUACACCUUUGGCACGAUUCCGAACAACAUCAAAACGUUGGAACGUUAUGUUGAGUUCUGAGAGCUUUAUUAAGAAACAUUCUGCGAAUGCACCGAAGGGGGAGUCUCUGUGUAUCACGUUGAUUCACUCUAGGGUUCACUUAGUAAGGAUCAAUCUCCAUGAUCCAUCUGUUAAGGUUGCAACUCAUCCAUUCUACCUUAAAGAUCCACUUUCCAGUUCUUCACAAGUCGAUAUACGUGAUGUUUUUCACUGCGACGGCUUAUUGCUAUGCACCACAAAAGACAAGAGACUCGUGGUUUGGGAUCCGUAUUCAGGUGAAACCAAGUGGAUAAAACCCAGAGACAGUGACAGAUACAAGAAGAGCGACUACUUUGCUCUUGGUUUCGACAAAAAAUCCUCAUGCAAGCAAUAUAAAAUCUUGAGGGUGGAUCGUCAAUAUACAAUACCAAUAAAAAAUUUCUACGAGGUCUACGACUUCACCUCUGAUUCCUGGAGAGUUCUUGGUACGGCUACUGAUUGGUAUAUACCAGAUUAUCGUCGUGGCAUAUCUAUGAAGGGAAAUACAUAUUGGCUUGCUAAGCGAAUGGUGAAGCCAGAGACUGAAUUCAUACUAAGUUUCGAUUUUUCAGAAGAGACGUUUCAGAGUCUGCCUCUUCCUCAUCCUUUUCUAGGACUUACAGCUUUAUCAGUGGUUAAAGAAGAGCAACUUUGUCUGUUAGGUUUUCAACUUUUUUUAAUGGGUGAGGAUGCAUGUUCAUCAGAACUACAAGUAUGGGAGACAACUAGUACUGGAUCAUGGAAUAAGUCUCUAGCAGUUGUAGGCCUUGAUGGAUAUAGAGAUAUGUUUAACGAUAUGAUUUCUAGAGGGAUAAGUUUCUUGGCAGACGAGCAGAAAAAGGUUGUAAUAUGUUUGAACCGCGAAAACAACUUAAAUAUUCUGCGAGAAAACAAACACAUAUUGCAUGAACAUCUUGGUGGCGGUUCUAAAUGCGUAUCAUCUCCCGCAGUUCUUAUGAAUUUUCCUCCGAGUUUGGCUCGAAUUCAACAAGGCACAUUUCUUAAGGGACGCAAAAGGAAAGCGGAAAGCAUGUGACUUGUAAUUCAUGCGUUAUUUAUCUGAUAAUCCCAGUUUCUUGUUUUCUUGUUUUCUAUUAGCUACUUUUUAUACAUUUUUCCUGGUUUUUGCCUAGGGGUUUUACAGCCUUUUUUUUGUUUGCUACCUUUUUAAACUUGGUCUAUGUUGUUUGGUAUUUCUAAUGACUUGUCAAAUUUACUAGUUCCAUAUAUAUAUAUAUAUAUCUACAACCAUCUUUCUG